CUCGUUACGUCGGAGCUUCUGCUGGCGGGAGGAAAUGUCGUUGGUCUUUCAAUGUUUUCCCUCUUGGUUAUGGUGAUAGAUAGACUUCUUACUUCUCAAAAUGAGCAAUGCAACACGAGACCAAGAGCGCAACUGUGAAGGAUCUGGCACUGAAGCAGCCUCCCUUGCCCACGGGAAACAUAUUUCCAGAGACUCCAGUGAGACUUUCUCAGGACUCGCCUCUCAUUUUACCUUCAUUGGUCCAAAGGAUGCUCCCACUGCAGAGUCCUGAUCAGUGCAAUAAGAAAAUAACAGCCAGCUGCCCACACACCAUGGGGUCUAUGCUGUCAACCGCCACGUCUGGUGACAGUCCAACUGCUCAAGCAAAAAAGACAAACUAUGUGUCAGAUGCAGAAUCAGCCAGAGUUCAGACUUUGAAUGGUUGUUCCUCAACUGCCACUCACUCAGUGCCUCAAAGGAAGGAUUUAAACAAGUCAUGUGACAGAAGGGACCUUCCUACCCAAGCUUCUGCUGGACCGAAGUCAGGGGUUCACAAGUGCUCUGCUUAUAGAAGAGAUUCAACAAAGGACCGGAAACAUUUGCAGACGGCAUCACCCCGUAGUGCUCCUUUACAUUGCUCAUCCCAGAAGAGGCACAGGGAGGUGACGGACCAAAAUCACAGUUCCAAAAAGAAACGUCUUCAUUUUCCAAAUACAAGACCUGUGAGUCAGGCUUUGGAUGUGUCGCCAAGAUUCACAUUAGAGGACUCCAAGUUUUCCCAUGAACUUCACCUGGCCAAGGAUAACUUCCCGCUACAAUGUGGGGUGAAGCAGAUGUUUUCCUGUUCUGCUCCCAAUUCUUGUGUUCGGAUCACAGAGAAAAAGCAAACUGUGAAAACAGAGAGAGAAGAAUUAAAAGAAAAUCAUGGACAGAAAUUUAAAGUGGAGAAGUCUUCUAAAAAGUUUUGCACUUCGGACAGAACAUCAGACAAAUGGACUUGUGAACUUUCUCGUCCAAAGAGUUUUACAGCAGAUCGAAAGAAGUCAUCCCACAAACUCAGGCCACUGAAGUUUGACGCCGAAGACGAGCUUUUUAAGCCAGAUAUUGUCAUUUGUCUUAAGAGGGUAAAGCCUCCUGGUGUUGAUGUCGUCCCGGCCACGGCAGAGAAAACCUCUUCAGCUACCCAGAUGACAAGUUCACAUCACAGCAGUAUUCAAUCACCGUCUCACAGUCCCAACGACUUUUCAGUAAUCGAAUCCACAUCUGCCCACACUACAAAAAAAUCAACUGCCAAAGCGCUUGACUUGUCAAACUCAGUGCCUUACCCAUCACUAAAGGAGAUAAAGUGUGAAGAUGAAGUGUCUGCCGUGGGAAGUAGACUCAAAAACAACUCUGAAUCUUCAUGCAAGAAAGUGAAGGAUGAAAAAAACUACGAGCUACACAAAUGUAAAUCCAACAUUUCUGGGGAUUUGAGUGGGGAUGGCCAACCAGUUCCUCCUCAUUCAGAUGUCUUUAAAAACGAGAGCUCUUUCAAGACACAAACGGAUGAGAGUGAUGUGGAUUCCAUUGACUUUGACUUGUCAUUAGAUGUUUGUUCAAUUCAUAGUUCCAACAGUAGUGAGGAUGAGCCUCUCAUCACACUGGAGGAGUUAAUGAGAGGCCCCAACCAACCUACAAAGACAACAGAAGAAGAUGCUGGGCCGAGAGGUUCAGGACAGGAAAGUUCUCAACCGAGUGAAGAGCUGUUGCCAGCCAGCACAAAGAGUAUUUCAUACUUGAACAGCCUUGAUCAGAUGCUUAAGGAUAUACACAUCAACAAGAAAGCUAAAGACACAAAAAUGGAGCUGCUGACUGAGUGCGCCAAGGGGCUGGAGAUGGCUGAACAUGAAGAGACCAAGGAGAGCCAAGAGGGGAACAUGACUGCUGAACAAAGAGAAUUCCUGCAAUGCUACUCACUGGUGACAAGCACAUUCAAUGACACCCCUCCUGGAGAAAAUGUCUUCUUUGUGGAGAAGUUUGGCCGAGUCUUUAACCAGGACACUCUUCAACUCCGAAAGCACUUAAUCAACCCAAAGGGAAUUCUGCAGAAAAUCUUUGUCUGGUCUGGUGCUGCCCAACUGCGACUCCACUUGAACACUGGCUUGCUCCAAGAAGCAUAUAAUUCCCAGGAUCCAUGUCCAACUGAGGUUAACCUUUACCUAUUUAAGAUGAUGUCUGUCCACACCGAAAGGAUGGUGUCAGAUAAUAUACUCCGCGAACUCUGUGGCCUCGCUUGCACUGCCGCACGUCAGACAGUGCAACAUGGAAACCAGCAGUUUAAAGUGUGGGUGCCCUCUUUGGCUGAAGUGACACUGGUGGUGUUGAACAUGGGGGUUGAUUUCGUCACACUUUAUCCAUCUGAGUCUCUGCAACCUCAGUUCACAGAAGGGGACUUGCUCGACUUGAUCUGCAGUGAAGGUCCUUCCAGCACCAGUGAGCAGAAGGUCUUCCCUCUGCACAACUGUGACAAUGUGUUUAAGUACCUGUCUGUCUGUCUGGGCCUGUGUCCACAAGUGUACAGUGAUACUGAGCUACUGUUGUUGCUAACAGUGGUGAGCCGGAUCGGGCUAGAUUCUCACUACAUCCUCCAGUCUAGAGUGGAACUUUAUGCUCUACUGUAUAAUAUUCUCAACAACCUCAGGGAGUGGGAUGUCAUGCUUCCCAGAAUAUGCUUCUCACUGACUGAUCUGACUGAUGAUCACCGCAACAUGUGUUUACUGGUUCAGAUGCUUCCGGACAGCACGCGUGGGAGAGAACUAAGCCAACAUCUGAGUAUGUCCAUGAUCUCCAAGUUAUUGGAUGGGACCUGUGUGUACAAAGUUACAGACAGGGAGUUUCAGUUGGCUGACCUCUGCCCGUAUCUGCCUAAAAUGCGACCCUCCAGCAUUCUCAAAAUGAAGUUAGAAUCUGUCAAAAGCGAUGAAAUAAAAGCAGAUGACCCCACCUAUCUGGACCAAGAGUCGUACUACCUCUGCUACAGCCUUCUCACCCUGAUGAAUGAGGUUUCUAAUUUCCUGCACUUCCCAUCUCAUCAGAAGGAGCAACUACUGAUUCUCUGCCAUGAUCUGGAGAGGUAUAUUAAGUGUGACAUCAGAGAGAACAAGACAUGUCUCUACAGGAGCAGGGUCAAAGACUUAGUCGCCCGGAUCAGCACUAAGUGGCAAAUGCACCGCCGGGCUACCAAGCCUCUCAAUGUACAGUAUAUAUAUGACAACCUGUAUGACUACUGGCUGCCCAUAGCCAUGGAUCAGCAGGGAGGCAGCAUCAAAGAGGAGGAUGACAUGGAUCCUGGUGAGGGGAAUGAGAUGGAGGAGAAACCUGCUGCAGGAGAAGAGGAGAGCCACUCUGCGCUUGAAAAGAAUGAAGUGAAUGCACAGCAGGAAAUGCCGCCAAGUGACGGGACGUCCACUGGAGCCGAGUGUACAGCGUGUGUGGUGGGAGAUUGCUGAGCUUCACAAUGGAUCUCGACAAAAGCAGCUGCUUUUUUACAAGUGUAUUCAUUUUCUAAAUAUUUUAUAUUCACUUUCAUUUUGCAAAAUGUUCAUCUUUUUAACACUUUAUCGCCACAUCAUGGCUGAUGUAAAUAAAAGUUAUGUAUACAUUUGUUGUUUUGCAGACCAGAAUCCUGUUUGUUUUAUCCACUAAGACUCUCAGGGGAUUUGUUGUCGCACAUUUUGUUCUACUCUUGUCAUCAAUUU
This is a messenger RNA of Synchiropus splendidus (mandarinfish), 3716 nucleotides long. RefSeq names its product SMC5-SMC6 complex localization factor 2 (gene slf2). Bases 108 to 3467 code for a protein of 1119 amino acids. Lineage: Eukaryota; Metazoa; Chordata; Actinopteri; Syngnathiformes; Callionymidae. The record is from RefSeq and is a predicted model, not a curated record. The transcript is spliced from 19 exons.